This is a messenger RNA of Clonostachys rhizophaga, 2175 nucleotides long. Lineage: Eukaryota; Fungi; Ascomycota; Sordariomycetes; Hypocreales; Bionectriaceae. The record is from the annotation of a GenBank genome assembly.
AUGACGGUCAAUCGAGCCUCGAUUGUGGGCACGGGAAGUGCUGGCCCUCACAUAGCAUCCCUCUUGGACCAUGGGUCUGCCAACCACCGCCCUCGACGCCAAUCCGCGCUGGAUCUUGCCAGGAAGCCAGGUCGUCGCAUACAAACCCGCAAGUCCGCCUCCGACCUUUUGGACGACGAGGACAUCAAGCGCCAGCUCUACAACCCCAUCCUGGCGCCACAUCUGCAGAAGCGUCCUCCCACCAGCGAUGGCGUCUCUGAUCUAAUUGACUUCUUACGGAACCAGACACCACCACCGGAUCACUUCAUGUCAAUGCCGGAUCAUCCUGACGGUGAGGAGCGAGGACGGAGCUGGGCUCGAUGGAAGAAGGGUGCUCGUCGUAAUACCGCCGUCUCUGGUACAACAAUCGGAGGGCACCGCCAUAUUGCCAUCACCAUCCCCCUUGACGCAGUUCCCAUGGGGGAUGUUCCACGUUCUCAAUAUCCAGUCUAUCAAAAAGAAGCCGCAAAGCCCAAUGGCUUGAAUCAGAACCCUGUUCGGGCGUAUGUGAAUGAGAGAGGCGUCGUGACAGUGCUCCGAACUGUCAAGGAGGACCGCGAGACCUCGAACUCGUCCAAUUGCUCUGAAGUGCCUGCUCAGAAGCAAUCUCCCAUUACUAUCCUUCCGCGGACUCCUUCUUAUGGAAAUUCGCGUCAAAACACCAAGGGCUAUCUCAGUGUUCCACCAAGUCGUGGCUCGGUCAACGGCUCCAUCCAGGAAACCCCCCAGAGACUGCAGGGAACCUCAAGAGGCUACCCGGCACGUGCCUCUUCAAUAAACAACCGUCCCAUUCCGCCACCACAGCAUGUGUCCAUUGAGGGGGUUCUUUCCAAAGGGAGUGCCACCGUUACUUCUACUGAUAUUAAAACCGCCCUCCAGAACACGCGGCCUGUGUCGAGAUCCAAGGCCGCUCCUGAGUCCAGAGUAUCCCGCCUGUUAGGUUCACCGAUCGACUUGGAUUCCAAGCCACUACCAUCUCUCCCACCUAAAGAAGAGCAGGAGAAGGAGGCCGAGCCACGUAUGUCGGCUUCAUCCCAAGAGGAAACAGCCCUUCAUCGUUCCCACUCCACCAAAAGCCGGCGAGAUCGAGUUCGCGAUCGCAAGCGACGAGACAUAGAGGCACAUUUGAAUACGAAGACGCUCCCGCAGGACGAAUCAAGAAGGCUCCAGACCCCUGUACACGACAGUGAGCCCCAGAUUUCUAGAGAGCCUGAAGUUGUCAACAGCCAAGAGAGCGCCGCCAGCUUCCCAACAUUUAUUCCAAUCCAAGUGGUGUGCAGCUUGGAGCCAACACCGGCACCCGACGAGACUGUUCCAGCUGCGCCACCAAGAAUGAGCCUCCGGCCCGAACCCAAGACCCCCACUAGACAGAUCAUCAACCUAGAAGAUGAUCUGAACGAUGCAUCUAUUUCCCAAAAACCAUUGGCAGAAGGCCACUUGAACUCGUCCAACGAUCCCACUCCUCCCCUAUCAGCCAAGGGCUCGCCCGUCCGGAGACACAGCGCGCUUGACCGAACCUCGCUCUCCCGUCGACGUGAAUGGAGGGCAUCUCGAGAGACGGAGCGGCAAAACCGGGAGGCACGGGCUACGAUGCAGGCAAGAGCUAGAAAGCUAGCCAUGGAGGUCGGGGACAGGGCGAAGGAGGAGACCCCCGCGCUGGACAAGGAAAUUAUGCGGCUGUAUGAGGCAUACCGAGAACAUCGGUUCCGUGAUAUGGAACGCCGACUACGACGACUAGAACGGAACGGCGAUGUUUGGCUCCGUGCCCUGGUUCCAGUCCUCGACAGCCUCAACCAGUCCGUGGUCACCUCCAAUCGUGAGGAGCCUGAGGCCCGAGGAUGGGCAUCAGAUGGCGAAGAAUCGGCCGCACAUGCCAUCAAGAAAGAAGCUCAAAGGCGCGCGUCUGCUUCUAUCCGCAGAUCAAACAGCGCGCAAUCAUACAGAAAUGCUCGUGAGCAAGGGCUCGUGCAGAAGCUAGAAGAGGUUCUGGAGGACGACAUGGAGAGCCGAUGCUGCAGCUCCAGAGGCAGCGAUGAAGUGAGCGGCCUGGACAUAAUCGAGCCUCUGAUGAGAGAGUUGGCUGGGGCAGCCAAGGUCAGGCGGAUGAGAUCCCACGAGCUACUACACGCCUACUAA